Triticum urartu is the source of this 4461-nucleotide messenger RNA. RefSeq names its product stomatal closure-related actin-binding protein 1. Gene Ontology annotation, molecular function: actin binding. Gene Ontology annotation, biological process: actin filament organization; regulation of stomatal movement. The record is from RefSeq and is a predicted model, not a curated record. NCBI's taxonomy places the organism in Eukaryota, Viridiplantae, Streptophyta, Magnoliopsida, Poales, Poaceae.
CGCCUCACAUUCUUCUCUGGAUAGUUCCCCACCACUGCCUCACAAUCUCCUCUGUUCCCCAUUCUCUCCACCACAACCAGCGCUCCCUGGUCAGGCCGCCCCCUCCCCUUCGUCACCACCGCCGGCGCUCCCUGGUCAGGCUGCCCUCCCCUUUGUCACCAGCGUCGCCGCUCCCUAGCAGGCCGCCCCUCCCCUUCGAAUCAGAUCGCAGAAGUGGCCGGGGAGAUCCUCGAGCUCGGCAUGCUCGCGCCAGUGGUAGGCGCCGUUGGAUGCGGACGCGGAGGCUCGGGACUUGCACGCCCUACUCUACCCUGUUCCUUCCAAUCCGGCCCCGAAGUGCUCGAGGAGGCGCUCGAGGUCGGCAUGCUCACCGGCGAUGCUGGGUCCCUCCAUUCUCCUGGUUCCCUCACCGUCGCCAACAUGAGCCUCUCCACCCUCUCCCGCGCGAUCGUCCAGGUCUAGCCCCUUCUGGUUGUGAGUGGAUCCAAGAGUUCACAUGAUGCAGUAUCUUUUUGAAAGAUGAUACAUUAUCUUCAUAAAAGAAAGGAACUUGGAGAAGUUAUUACUGAAGAGGAAUUCAGUGCUAUGUGCUUCUCAAGAGCUAAACUGGAACAAGAAGUGCAUGACUCUCAUGCCUACACUAACUAAUCAGACUUCCCGAAGGAGAAGAAGGAGGUGCGGAAAGAGGAUGGGAGCAACAAAUCUGAAUCAAAGAGGGUGAGAAUUACUUAUCGAUGACUCGGGCAUCAACUCUUGAUUUUCGGCGGAAGACACAGGGUCAGAACAACUGGUCUGGGCCGUUGCGCCCAGUAAAUGCCAUCAAAAAUAAAUUCCCUACCUACAAGAAUGGUAUGAAUGGGAUAGUCAUCAAAUUUGCUGAUGAGCCAGAAACGCCAUGACUUAAGGAGUCUGUUGCCAAAGAGACAGCAGAUCUGCUUGAUCGGCGUCAGCGUCUUUCAGUCCGCGAGCUCGCAAUGAAAUUUGAGAAGGGCCUCAGUACUGCCACAUUAUUAUCUAACGAGGUUAAAUGUAAACAAGUGGCUUUAUUAGAGCGAGACAUCCUUCUGAAGAAUCUAAAGAGUGUAUUGGAGUCACUGAGAGGUCAAGUAGCUGGCAAAUAUAAGGAUGAAAUUGAGGAAUCGGUAUCUAUGGUGGAUAUUUUAGCAGUUCAGCUGUCCAGAACAGAAAAUGAGUUGCUUCAGCAGAAAACCGAGGUCACGAGAAUAGCGACUUCACUAAAACUGGCUUCUGAAGAUGCUAGGAGAAUUGUUGACGAAGAACGAACUAAUGCACGCAUGGAGAUUGAAAAUGCUAGAGCUGCUGUACAAAGAGUUCAAAAAGUACUUAAAGAGAAAGAGAACAGUUCACAAAGAAUUAGAAAGCAGUUGCAGCCCACCUAAUAGGACUGCUUGAUUCCGUCGAGUAUGGAAAAAGCGAAAGGUAUUUUACGGUCUCUUUUGCGUUCUUCUUCUGUUACUUGCAUAUUUUCUGUGGUAUCAUUCAAGUCAUCUACUGAUGUCUUCCUUGGGUUUCUCUCAAAAGCGAAAGGUAAAAACAACAUGAUAGCAAACGAGUAUGGAAAAAGCACAAUCAUUUUACCUUCUAUAUUUUUAUCUGCAAUUACAUCAGACGUGCCCGUAGCUUUAGGAGGAUAUGUUGAUUCAUUAUGCGAGAUUGAUGUAUCAACCGAGCUAGCUGGGUCAUCUAAUAUAACAUGCUUGGUUAGUAUUUAUUAAAAUGGCUGAACCAUGAAUGCUAGGAUGUAACAUAAAAUAAUCUUACUUGAAUUACAAAGGGGACGAAGAUCAACUUUCCUGUGCUUAUCAUCUCACGUGGGUUUGAUUAGCUGCCCCAACAUAUGAUCUGCCCCAACAUUAGUUCCUAUUGUAAUCCAGCAUGGGCGUUCAGAAAGCAAAGAGAAGUUAAACAUAAUCACAAAUAGUAUGAUUGUCAAAUACGCACAUAUAACUAACGACAUUGUAAAUCCACCAAAUAUGUACCAGGGAUCACAUAUGAAGAUUGUUGAACAUUUGUGAUAUCACAGAGUAUGGCGGUGAACAAUCGGCCCAUCGUCUAGAUGGUUUAUAAAACCAUCUGACUUCUUAGUGCGAUAAGAUGCCCGCCUCCACGCGUUGAUAAGAUCCCUAUGGUCUACCAUUUUUACAACAGGUAUGAGAUUUAGAGAACAAAAAAGUAUGUACAAAUCACUUAGAUAGAUGUUGAUACAACAUCUAUGAAACCAACACGGGGAACAUCUAUGAAGUCAGGUUACUAUAACGAUUAAUUUGCAUACUAUAGGUAUUCAGAAAAACCCAAGAGUAGUCAGCAAAAUCACGCUUAAAUACUUACCAGUCUUUGAAAGGGAUGGCUGAUUAUCCUCUUGUAACCUGACCAUAUCCUCCUCUUUUUUCUUCCGAUAAGAUUCACGCCUCUAUGCGUUGAACUGCUCCCUUGUUUCGCCAACGUUUUUUUCUUCAUUACAUACAGCUACUGUUGCAUGCUGCUCGGAAGUUUUGUCAUCUGCAUUACGUUAAGCGUAAAAACCACAAAGCCCAUUAAGCUCAUCUGGGAAAAUGGACUAAACCUCUCUGAUCCGCUACCGGAGAUGUCGAUUUGGAAGCUGUAUAAGCAUGCCUGUGAAUACCUUGAGUAUCACCUCGUAGCUUAGUCAUACCAUCCUUAUUAUUCUCAGAAUACGACGGAAUCCCGUCGUUUGAAGGUUCCCGCCCUACAUCUUAGCAAUCAACAAAAUAUACGGUAUGCACGAAACAUUAGCAGCAAUCUUGACACAGUCUUAUACCUGCUCCCGUCGUGUAAAUAUCGUGAAUAUUUGCAUGUAAGGGUAUGAAGUUUGCAUUGUAGUCUCCAACAUUUAUCCCGCUCGUAAGGACUGCAACACAUAAAAUGCAUUCUGCCACUUUCAGAAAUGCACGUGAGGCAACAUUUAUAACCAAUCUUCGCACAGUAUUAUACCUGAUUCCGUCGUGUAAACGUUAUCAACAAUUUCAGCUACGGGUAUGAUGCUCGCAUUGUGUUCUGCAUCACUUCUCCCGCUUGUAAGACCUGGAAGACAUUAUGCAUACAGUCUGUCACUGUCAGAUAUUCAGGUCUCGCAACUAAACAAAAACAUGGUAGACUGCAUCAUACCUGUAGUUACGUCAUCUUCUGGUUGAUGUUCGCGUGCCGUGCUUUUUGAAUUCCCCAUAUGCAACUAUUGAAUGGCAAAAAUCAUGAAGACAGAAAUGGUAGUUCUUUGAUGAUCUUCACCAACAUGGUAAUUUCUUCUACAUCUUUGACAUUCUGCAAGGGUUAUUGUUCUACAUAUAUACUGCAACAUGUUGCUAGCAUAUACUGCAAUUGUAUUUUAUUCUACAUAUAUAUACUGCAAUGGCACUUUCAUCUACAUCUUCUACAUCUCUGUACUUUAUUAGAAUGCAAGUGUUUUUGUUCUAUCUUUAGUUCAGCACAAGUGGAAACAUACUCUUGGGUCCUGUAUGGUUUAUGUUUUCUUUUUUGCCAUAUUCACUCAAGUGCAGGAUGCAGGAUACUCCUUGGUACAAAAAAAUGCCAAUUGCCAACUGUAAACAUGUGUACUUGAGUCUAUUUUUAACAUGAAAAAAAACCUAAACUGUGUGCAACAGAAAUCAAUCUCGCAGGCGGAUCCAUCCCUGUGAAAGCACUUGCCAUGGCUGUAUGACAUGCGAUGGAUGUAUGGGCUGUGAGAUGUAUGAGAUGCGAUUGUAUGGCAUUUGAGAUGUAUGAGAUGCGAUUGACGUAUGAGAUGGUUUGUAUACCUAUUUUUCGGAUCCAGGACGUGUUCUGGCCGGAUCCUGGACGUGUCCGCGUAUACUCGUCUAGGAUCAGCGCCGGAUCCUGGAUCAAGGGCGAGGAGUUCAGCGCAGCGGCGAAGUGAUGGAGGGCGGCGGCGACCUGAUCCAGGACCAGCGCCGGAUCGUCGAGGUGUUCAGCGCGGCGGCGAAGUGAUGGAGGGCCGCGGCGACCUUGUCCAGGAUCGACGCGGAUGGAGGACGGCGAGUGAAGCGGGGGUGGCGACCUCGACCACGAUGGAGGGCGGCGACGAUGGAGGGCAGCGACUGAAGCGCGGCGGCGCAGGGAUGUAGGGCGGCCACAAAGGAAGACCUCGCUCGAUAACAGGACUCGUCGCUCCUACGUGCGUCCGCAUGGUUUUUCUGUCGCUGGUUAACCGUCGUAAGUUUUUUUGUCGCAGGUUAACCUUCGUACGUCUAUUGAGGGUCACAUGUGGAUAGGUGCGGGUUCGGGCUUCAGGAGGAGGUUUUUUUGGUUUGUGGUGGCUUAGUCAGAGGUGGAAGGAGGUACCAAAAUAAACCAUGGGAGGUGGGACUAAAAAAACCUGGAAGCGAGACUACCAACUGUUCCCUUACGAGUAGAAGAUUUUACCAUUAUUAUCUAAAACAUGCAAAACAAAUUGCACAAUCUUCA